Messenger RNA from Ostertagia ostertagi, 204 nucleotides. NCBI's taxonomy places the organism in Eukaryota, Metazoa, Nematoda, Chromadorea, Rhabditida, Trichostrongylidae. The record is from the annotation of a GenBank genome assembly.
AUGUCUGGAGAAGGAGAAAUCAAUCUUGACAACCUCAUCACUAGGUUACUCGAGGUUCGUGGAUGUCGUCCAGGAAAGACGGUAACUAUGACCGAAGCGGAAAUUCGGGCUUUGUGCCACAAAUCCCGCGAAAUUUUCUUGUCGCAGCCGAUUCUUCUGGAGUUGGAAGCACCGCUGAAGAUUUGUGAUAAGUCCAAAAACUAG